CCUCAAUCCAUCCCCAUCUCGGUAACUAACGUUAUGUUCUCGAGCUUGUUUAUACUGACUAGUCCACAUCACCCAGCUCCACAGAGCAGAGGCGACGGAUUAUUUCCUCACAUUUUCUUCCAAAAAUAGACAUUUAUUGGUGGAAGACUAUUUACUGUUUGAUAUGGCUGCUAUUUCAGCAUGGUUUUGGAACGAGAGGUUUUGGCUCCCACACAAUGUAACUUGGGCGGAUCUUGCAGACCCAGCGCCUGGAGUGGAGUAUCCAAAAGCUGGACACUUGCUCUCUGCCUUGCCGUUGGCUUUAUGGAUCUUUGCCGUCAGAAUACUGUUUGAGAGGUUUGUCGCCAGUCCGUGUGCCCGGAGUCUUCAUAUCCACGCGGAGGUGUGUAGACGAGCCCAGCCUAACGCUGUCUUGGAGAAGGUUUUUACUUCCAUCACUAAGAACCCUGACUUCUCCCACCUGGAUGGGCUGUCCAAGCAGCUGGACUGGGAGGUGAGGAAGGUGCAGCGCUGGUUCAGGCACCGCAGGAACCAGGACAAGCCUAGCAUGCUCACCAAGUUCUGCGAGAGCAUGUGGAGGCUCAUGUUUUAUCUCUGCAUAUUUACUUAUGGAAUCCACUUUCUGUGGCAGACACCAUGGAUGUGGGACACACGCCACUGUUGGUACAACUACCCUUAUCAGGUUCUGACUCCUGGGAUGUUCUACUACUACGUGUCAGAGCUGGCCUUCUACUGGUCCCUCAUGUUCUCCCAGUUCACUGACAUCAAAAGGAAGGAUUUCCUGAUCAUGUUUGUCCACCACCUGGCCACCGUCAGCCUCAUCAGCUUCUCCUACGCCAACAACAUGCUGCGGGUGGGCAGCCUGGUCAUGUGUGUCCACGACUCCUCGGACAUCCUGCUGGAGGCUGCCAAGCUUGCCAACUACGCCAAAUACCAGCGGCUCUGUGACUUCCUGUUCGUAGUGUUUGGAGUGGUGUUCUUCAUCACGCGCCUCAUCAUCUAUCCUGUGUGGAUCCUGAACAGCACGUUGUUUGAGAGCUGGGACAUCAUCGGGCCCUACCCCUCCUGGUGGCUCUUCAACUCCCUGCUGCUGGUCCUGCAGGUGCUGCACAUCAUCUGGUCCUACCUCAUCGCACGCAUCGCCAUCAAAGCCAUGCUGCGGGGAAAGGUGUCCAAGGACGACCGCAGCGACGUGGAGAGCAGCUCAGAGGACGAAGGUGACCCGGCCAAAGAGCGCAUCAAAGCCCUGUCGCUCCGGAGCAGCUUCCCUAAAGGAGAGAACGGCACCAACGGCACCAACGGCACCAACGGCACCAACGGCACCAACGGCCACUGCAUCCCCCGAGCCAGAGCACACAUCAGCCACACCUGCUGACACAGGCGGGCCCAGCUGGAGGCAGGCCCGCUCCGUCCAGACCCCCCCCUCCUCCUCCAGAGAUGCACUGUGCAGUAUCUAUCUCUGUCCUCAUGAGAUUCCCCUGUUCCUGCUUCCUGGCUGAACUUGAAAGGUUCCUAGCCUUGUUCUUAUCUCCACUACACAGCACUUUCCCAACUUACUGACGGGCCGCAAGAGAGUGGACACAAUUGUUUGUUUUUUUGUGGACAUUAAUUGGGAUGUAAGAGACACUAAUGUGGAAGUUGCCUCACCAAGUUCAAGAAAAUAUUCAGUCAAAAUAUUUUCUAUGAUUCAGUUGUGGAUGGACAGGUCUGUCAGUAUGUGAAAUACUGAAGAUGGCGAAUACUGGAGAUUGUUUUCUCUCCCAGUUUUAUUGGUUAGACAAACUUGACUUUUACUUACUGUAUUUUUUUAUAUACUGAUCAAUAACUUUUAGUCUUGUUUUGUCAGUUGUUCUUAGAAUUGUUUUCCACUACUGCUUGGAGAUAAUGUUUGAUUGGUCAUGACUUCCUGUUCACUAAUGGACUAAAUCACAAAAAGAUUGUUGUUGGACUACUCAUAGAGACAUAUGUAUAUAAUUGUUAAAGACAUUUAAUAACUUUAAAUUACAACCAGUUGUACAUAGACAGCAUUGAUCCUUGCCAUCCCCAUCAUUACAGAUGGAUUUGGGAGAUGCGCUGAAGACAUUUUCAUUUCAGCAAACCGAAAAA
Hypomesus transpacificus is the source of this 2106-nucleotide messenger RNA. It is a transcript of the gene cers5, whose product is annotated as ceramide synthase 5. Bases 164 to 1375 code for a protein of 403 amino acids. Gene Ontology annotation, biological process: ceramide biosynthetic process. The record is from RefSeq and is a predicted model, not a curated record. Gene Ontology annotation, molecular function: DNA binding; sphingosine N-acyltransferase activity. The transcript is spliced from 10 exons. Gene Ontology annotation, cellular component: membrane. Lineage: Eukaryota; Metazoa; Chordata; Actinopteri; Osmeriformes; Osmeridae.